Mycetomoellerius zeteki is the source of this 1025-nucleotide messenger RNA. RefSeq lists its product as uncharacterized. The transcript has 5 exons. Bases 3 to 1025 code for a protein of 340 amino acids. NCBI's taxonomy places the organism in Eukaryota, Metazoa, Arthropoda, Insecta, Hymenoptera, Formicidae. The record is from RefSeq and is a predicted model, not a curated record.
AAAUGAGCGUGCUAAACUUUGCGCAAGAGUUUUCACAUCUAAUCAAUCGUUACACAAGAACUUCUUCACCGCAUAACGAUGCAACGAAUGCCAUCACGCCUUUAACCGAAGAACAAAUAGUGUCUACUAUAUAUAAUGUGCUUUUGGUACUCAUAAAUAAGGACAAAAAUUAUCUGUUAUCAAUAUUUAAUAACGCAAGCGUUGCUACCAUUCCAGAAACUUCGGUCGUACAGAUUAAAUACGAACCGAACGUUGAGGAUAUUUUUAUAUUUAGAUUUCAAGAUGUUCGAUCUGUUACUAGUGAAGAGUCUUCUUUUUGUGAUAUCUCACUAAAAGAUAUUAAAAAAGAGCAAGAGAAUCCUUUCAAUACAUUGCAAAACGAUAAGAAGUUUAUUUCACGAUCGAAUCCUGCGAUUUACGUUAACAACAUUAGCAGAUCUGAUACUUUUGUUCGUGAGGUACACCUGAAGGAAACUAACGACGAGGACGUUUUUAAAGAUCGGACAGGUGAUCUUACAGAUACUGAAAUAGAUUUACCAAGUGAUCUUUUUUAUGAAUCAUUGAAGGAAAUACGAAAGUCUGUUAUGAACAUUAUGACAAAACUGAAUCAUUUAGAACAAUCAUUUUCACAAUUGACAAAAUCACCAAAGGAAGUUACGAUAAAAGCUCAAAAAUCAUUUUUAGUUAAUAACAGUUCCAAUGGCAUUUCAAUUAAGAUUGGAACAUCGGUUGACAAUCGACCAAGUACUGCUUCCUCUAAAACACCAAACUCGUCUAAACAGCACACAACAGAUAAUAAAAGUAGUUUCGAGAGACGUAAAAGUACUGGCGCAAUUGGAAAUGCUACACCUGUUAGAAAAUCUGGCGAAUCUAUAAAAGUAUGCAACUCAAUAUCAAGUGUAGAUUUAUCACCGUAUAAACCAGUGAGAUCAUCCGAUUAUCGACCUAAGUUUACGAAAAAUCCGAAGUACGCCCAUAUACAAAGUACAAUACCAAAAGCAAUCAGUCAAAAGAAAAAGCAGUAA